Molecule: messenger RNA, 3375 nt
Organism: Menidia menidia (Atlantic silverside)
Lineage: Eukaryota; Metazoa; Chordata; Actinopteri; Atheriniformes; Atherinopsidae
Source: the annotation of a GenBank genome assembly
AUGCCUCCAGGUGUUCUGGAAACCGGCAGCUGCUCCAGUGUGCGCAAAGGGUUCCGACUCAAUCUGUUUGAAAAGGAGGCAAGACAAACACUGGACCAGUCGGCUGCAAGUGCAAUGCCUGCCAACAAGUACUCUGCUGUAGUCAUGGAGGAGAGCAAUGAGAUGAGUGCCACUGUAGCAGUAAACAGAAAUGCGCCUCAAGCUGAGAGAGUGCCAGAAAACGCCAGCGGCGCCGAGCUGACCAAUGAGAGCAGCCCUCUGACUGCGGCCGAAGCGCCCUCGCCCUUCAGCCCCAAGCACAACGGGGACGCCACUUCACCUCAAGAUGGGAACCAGUGUUCGAUGGGAAGCCGCAAGAGGGCCAGGAAGAUGCCCGAGGAGGAGGAAGAGACCUGGGACUCCUUUAACAAGGAGGAGGGUUCCGGGGCGUUACAGUUCAGCUUGAGACAGACGCCCCGGCCCAGAACCAUCUUCCAGGCCGGCCUGACGCCGCACACGCAGACCAAACCGCGCAGGCAGAGCCGCAAACAGGAGCAGAGCAUACUGCUGUACGCCGGCGGCCCCCCCCGGGCUGCGGCCGUGUCCAGUGGGGCCCCGGAGGCCCCCUGUCUGGAGCUGAUGGAGCAGGACUCCAAAGACUCGGCCCACAGCGCCAGCACCACGUCGGGGUCCGAGACCCCGCCCGAGUACAACGACAGCAAAGGCUUCGGGAUCGGGGAGCUGGUUUGGGGGAAAAUCAAAGGCUUCUCCUGGUGGCCGGGCAUCGUGGUGACCUGGCACGCCACGGGCAAGCGGCCGGCCGGCGCCGGCAUGAGGUGGCUGCAGUGGUUCGGAGACGGCAAGUUCUCCGAGGUGUCGGCCGAUAAGCUCUACUCCAUCACAGCCUUCCCGAAGUUCUUCAGCCAGGCUUCCUACACCAAGCUGGCCUCCUACCGCAGGGCCAUCUUCCAGGCAGUGGAGCUGGCCAGCGCCCGGGCCAGCAAGACCUUCCCCCCGGGCGGCCCGGACAGCCCGGAGGACCCGGUCAAGCCCAUGCUGGAUGCCAAGCGGCCCAAAGCCAACCCCUGCAAGAGCAAGGCCUCCCCAGAAGAGUCCUACAGCCGAGAGCAAAUGGUGACUGAAGUUCAAAAAAAUAAACGAAGUAUAGAAGAGUUCUGUCUCUCUUGUGGAAAGAUGAAAGCGGCAACUUUCCACCCGCUGUUUGAAGGAGGCCUGUGCCAAACCUGCAAGGACGUGUACCUGGAGAUGUCCUACAUGUACGACGACGACGGCUACCAGUCCUACUGCACGGUGUGCUGCGGGGGGCGGGAGGUGCUGCUGUGCGGGAACGCCAACUGCUGCAGAUUCAGGAGUGGGGUCCAUUCGACCUGGUCAUCGGAGGAAGUCCCUGCAAUGACCUGUCCAUCGUCAAUCCGGCAAGAAAAGGCUUGUAUGGUAGAAGGUACUGGGAGGCUGUUCUUUGAAUUUUACCGCCUGCUGAGCGAGGCCAAGCCCAAAGAGGGGGAGGACCGGCCUUUUUUCUGGAUGUUCGAGAACGUGGUGGCCAUGGGCUUUGGGAAGGUGCGAACUAUCACCACGCGCUCCAAUUCUAUCAAACAGGGUAAAGACCAGCACUUCCCGGUCAUCAUGAACGGAAAGGAGGACAUACUGUGGUGCACUGAGCUGGAGAGCUUUAAAGUGACUACAUUUACCGUUUGUGUCUUUGAUUUUAAUCCGGUCUUCUCUUUUUCCGUUGUGGUCAGGAUUUUUGGUUUUCCUGUCCACUACACAGACGUGUCCAACAUGGGCCGCGGGGCCAGACAGAGAUUACUGGGCCGGUCCUGGAGUGUUCCAGUUAUUAGGCACCUGUUUGCACCACUCAAAGACUAUUUUGCCUGCGAUUUACGGACUCUUGAGCCAUUUGCUGCCUUUGGAAAGCACUUCUGUGCUAAUUCCUUCGCCACCCAGAACACCUACCGAGAGGCGAUAUUCUUGUCUCUGCAGGUCUGUGCAUCAGUGCGUCUUCAAAAAAUAAUUGAGUCAAACCUCCCGGAUAAGUUGGAAGCAGCUCUGCGAUGCAAGAAGCAGUUUUCCACACCUGCCAAAGACAGAGAAGAACUCCUCCGUCAGAUGUUAGACUGGGCUUUAGGAGGCUUUCUACCAUCUGGCCCAAGUGGACUCAAACGCACACCUUCAAACAACUUCACAGAGACCCUGUUCCGCUACGACGACGACGGAUACCAGUCCUACUGCACCAUCUGCUGCUAUGGAAUGGAGGUCGUGCUGUGUGGGAACGAUAGCUGCUGCAGAUCCUAUUGUGAAGACUGUCUAAACAUCCUCGUUGGUCCGGGAACAUUUGAUACCCUGAAGCUUUUGGACCCGUGGAUCUGCUACCUGUGUCAGCCUCACACACCCUGCGGCGCUUUGGUUCCCCGGGAGGACUGGAGCAUCCGCGUCCAGGAGUUAUUUGCAAAUAACAGCGCCAUGGCGUUUGAGCCUCAUCGUGUUUACCCAUCCAUCGCGCCCUGUCUCCGCCGGCCACUUCGAGUCCUCUCACUGUUUGAUGGCAUCGCCACAGGCUACCUGGUGCUGAAGGAUCUCGGCUUCAAAGUUGACAAAUACGUGGCCUCGGAGGUCUGCGAGGCUUCCGUUUCCGUUGGGACCAUCAACCACGAUGGGAGGAUCUUCCACGUCGGCGAUGUCCGAUUUAUCACCAAGGAACGCAUUGAGGAGUGGGGGCCGUUCGAUUUGCUGAUCGGUGGCAGCCCCUGUAACGACCUCACCAUCGUAAAUCCAAGCAGGAAAGGCCUCUAUGAGGGGACCGGCAGACUUUUCUUUGAAUAUUACCGCAUCUUGCAGCUUCUGAAGCCCAAAGAGGAGGACCCCCUGCCCUUCUUCUGGCUGUUUGAGAACGUGGUCUCGAUGACCACGCACGACAAAAUCAACAUUUGCCGCUUCCUCGAGUGUAACCCGGUCCUGGUGGAUGCGAUCGCGGUGAGCCCCGCGCACAGGGCUCGCUACUUUUGGGGAAACAUACCAGGAAUGAGCAGAACCAUUACCAGCAACCUCAACUCUCUGAAGCAGGGCAAAGGCAUGUCUCAGCUCCCCGUCACCGAGAACGGAAGAGGGGACAAACUUUGGAUUACCGAAAUAGAAAAAAUUUUCGGUUUCCCCAAACAUUACACGGACGUCCGGAACAUGAACAGGCAGCAGCGGCAGAACGCGCUGGCCAAGUCCUGGAGCGUGCCGGUGGUCCGCCACCUCCUGGCCCCCCUCAAGGACUACUUUGCCUGCGUGGAGCUUCCGCCUGCGACCACGCCCGGAACCAUCACCUCCGGCCCCCCCUCCAGCACCCCCACAGCCGCAGCCUCUCCAGACACGCAGCCCCGGGAAUAG